Messenger RNA from Vairimorpha ceranae, 225 nucleotides. RefSeq names its product protein transport protein sec61 gamma subunit. The transcript has a single exon. Lineage: Eukaryota; Fungi; Microsporidia; Nosematidae. Gene Ontology annotation, biological process: protein targeting. Gene Ontology annotation, cellular component: membrane. The record is from RefSeq and is a predicted model, not a curated record. Gene Ontology annotation, molecular function: transmembrane protein transporter activity. The coding region runs from base 1 to 225 and encodes 74 amino acids.
AUGAAUAGCUGUAAACAAAAAAAGAGCUCUUAUUUUUCUUUUAUACCGAACGAAAUUUUAUGUAUUAAAAAUUUCUGGAAUAAGUUAGUGCAUCCUUCUAAGAAAGAAUUUUUAACCUCGAUAAGAUUACAAGCAACAGCGAUAGGAUUAGUUGGAAUUGUAGGAUAUGUAAUUAAAUUAAUACAUAUUCCUAUUAACAAUAUUUUAGUAAAUAAACCCAAUUAA